Molecule: messenger RNA, 870 nt
Organism: Rotaria socialis
Lineage: Eukaryota; Metazoa; Rotifera; Eurotatoria; Philodinida; Philodinidae
Source: the annotation of a GenBank genome assembly
AUGAAGUACCUCAUAAUCGUCUUGAUUGGAGGUCUUAUUGCUUCUCCUUGUCUCUCUGUCGAUCGUAGUAAUUCGGGACCCGAAUGGGAUUCGCUUAAAGUUACAUGGGGCCCGAAUCCAAUCAGUAAGAAGUAUUUUGUCCGCCAGCCAUUGACCGUUAACGAGGCAAAAAAGGAAGGUUUUGUUCAGAUCUCUACUCAAUGCGAUGGAACAUUUCUGGGACAACGUUUCGUAAAAGACAACGAUAUCGCCCUAGUGUUGAUCUACGAUAUACAGGGUAGCAUUGCCGGAAUACAAUUAGCAUUACCGACCAGCAUAGCAAAAAAACAAUUUUAUAAAUUUGACACACAAAAAAUGUUCAAUCGAGCUACAGUUGCAGGUAUCGAUGCCUACGUGUUGACAGCCUACUUUGUUGAUCCGCGUAACAUUUGUACAGCGGGUCGAGACGUAGCUCGUCUUAAAUCGGAAGUUUCAGGUACUGGCCUUUGGCUACAACAAGGAUCUGAUCCUAUUCGUGAUUCUGUUCAAGCACCAUUAUAUGAAAAUACGGUCAAUACGACGAAAUGGGUGAAAGGCUCAUGUUUUCCAUCGAUGGGUGCUCACUAUUGGUACGAUAAUCGACUCGACAAGGAAUGUGACGAAAUAUUUCCCGUAUUUCUUCUGUACAAUAAGAGUAAAUUGACAGGGUUUGGAUGGGGUCUUGCCGGCAAAUAUGAAUAUACACAACGAACAGAACCUGUUCCUUACGCAGCAGUUUCUAGCUUUAUGAGAAUCGUACCGAACUGUCUGAAAAAGUUUUUCGAUGAUAUCGGUGGAUUCACAGCUAUGCAUCUUUACUUUAAUACGGCGCCGUGGAACCUCCUCUGUUAA